CGGGCUGCGGGGAGGGGCGGGGCCGCAGUAGCGGCCAAAUGAGCCCCCGCGUCCCAAUCUCCCGCGGCCUGCCACCGGAGUGCCGGGGCUGUUGGCAGGCCAGGCCUCUGCUGUCGGCGGGCCGGCGCGGGAACGCGGCCUGGGCACAGCGAAUUCGCGGGCAGCUGCUUCUGGCGCGCUCCUGCACAAACAGCAGGGCUACCUUGCGGGUGCGUUCUGUGGCUGCAGGUGUGCUGGACGUCCUGGUCACGUGACCCGGGCGAGUCUUCUGGGCCACACCUCUGUCGGGGUCUAACCAGGGGGGGCAGAGGUGUGGCGGUGGAUAUCAGUGCUCCGUUGGGAGUGUAGUGCCGGGUCAGAGAGAAGGAUUGCGGGAGAUACCUGCUCUGCUCCCGAGUGGAGCUACCCUGACAAUACGGAGGGAGAGGAGACUCUGGAGAUGGGGUGCAGAGGUCUAGGACGCCUGCGCACCCCAGAUCUUACCCGGAGAAGACGAAGCCCCGGUCGAUGAGCUCCAAGGCCCGCGCUUCCUCUAACCGGGCGUGCCUUCUCGGAGCGCCGGGCUCCCGCCUCCUGCCAGGCCCGGAGGUGCGAGGCCUCCCCUCGGGUCUGCCGCAGGAUGAGCCUCUCCGCUGCGCUCGGGGGCUCUCUGGGGCUGCUUGUGUGCCUCGCCCUGCACCCGGCCCUGGGCACACACACCAAGCGGGACUACUGCGUGCUGGGCGCGGGCCCCGCGGGGCUGCAGAUGGCCGCCUUUCUGCAGCGCGCCGGCCGGGACUAUGAGGUGUUCGAGCGCGCGCCUGCAGCCGGCAGCUUCUUCACGCGCUACCCGCGGCACCGCAAGCUCAUCAGCAUCAACAAGCGCUACACAGGCAAGCGCAACGCCGAGUUCAACCUCCGCCACGACUGGAACUCUCUGCUCAGCCCGGACCCCCGGCUGCUGUUCAGACACUACUCGAGAGCCUACUUCCCUGAUGCUGGCGACAUGGUGCGCUACCUGCGCGACUUCGCAGACCGGCUGGGGCUUCGUGUGCAGUACAACACAGACAUUGUCCAUGUCACUCUGGAAAAGGACCGGCGGGCCUGGAACGGCCACUACUUCAUCCUAACCAACCAGAAGGGCCAGCUGUACCGAUGCAGCGUCCUUCUUGUUGCCACCGGCCUGUCAGUCCCCAACCACGUGGACUUCCCAGGCUCAGAGCAUGCAGAGGGUUAUGAGUCGGUAUCUGUGGACCCUGAGGACUUCGUGGGUCAGAACGUGCUGAUCCUGGGCCGGGGUAACUCGGCCUUUGAAACAGCGGAGAACAUCCUGGGUGUCACGAACUUUAUCCACAUGCUAAGCCGUUCCCGGGUGCGGCUGUCCUGGGCCACCCACUACGUUGGAGACCUCAGAGCCAUCAACAAUGGCCUGCUGGACACCUACCAGCUGAAGUCCCUGGAUGGGCUCCUUGAGUCGGACCUGAGAGAUCUGGCCAUCGUGAAGGACGCCAGGGGCAAGUUCCACAUCACCCUGAAAUUCUUCCUGGAGGAGACCAAUGCCAGCCAGAGUGCCAACGCCAUCCCCCUCCCCCAGGAUGACAAUGACAAUUUUGCCAUGCGGGUGGCCUACGAUCGGGUCAUCCGCUGCCUGGGCUGGAACUUCGACUUCUCCAUUUUCAACCAGUCCCUGCGACUCUCCUCUGGGAGCGAGUUCGGCAAGAAGUACCCACUGAUCAGAGCAAGCUACGAGUCCAAAGGAAGCCGGGGUCUCUUUAUCCUGGGCACUGCCAGCCACUCGGUAGACUACCGGAAAUCGGCAGGGGGUUUCAUCCAUGGCUUCCGGUACACAGUGCGCGCCGUGCACCGGCUCCUGGAGCAUCGCCACCACGGCACCGCCUGGCCCUGCACCGAGCACCCCAUUACUCAGCUGACCAACUCCAUCGUCCGGCGCAUCAACGAGGCUUCCGGGCUCUACCAGAUGUUCGGGGUGCUGGCAGAUAUCAUCCUGCUGAAGGAGAAUGCCACGAGGUUUGAGUACCUGGAAGAGUUUCCCAUGCAGAUGCUAGCCCAGCUGGAGACCCUCACAGGGAGGACGGCCAAGCACGGCCUUUUUGUCAUCAACAUGGAGUAUGGCAAAAACUUCUCAGGGCCUGACAAGGACGUCUUCUUUCAAGACCGUUCCGUGGGGCACACGGAAGAUGCCUGGCAGUCGAACUUCCUCCACCCUGUCAUCUACUACUACAGGGACCUCCCCACCGAGCAGGAGGUGAGGUUCCGCCCGGCCCACUGGGCCCUGCCUAGGCCCACAGCCAUCCACCACAUUGUGGAGGACUUCCUGACAGACUGGACCGCCCCCGUGGGGCACAUCCUCCCACUGAGGCGCUUCUUGGAGAACUGUCUGGACACCGACCUGCGAAGUUUCUAUGCAGAAUCUUGUUUCCUGUUCGCCCUCACGCACCGGAAGCUGCCCCCCUUUUGCCAGCAGGGCUACCUGCAAAUGCAGGGGCUCAUGAGCACCCAGAGCCUUCGGGAGCAUGGUGUGGAGAGCGGACUCCUGCGGGACUAUGCCACCAUGGGCCAGGUGCUGGAGGACAGCGGUCAGCAGCAUGAUGACCAGGAGCCAGUAGGUCUCCCCCUGGCCACAGGGCAGCUGAUCCAGUCCCUCAGCAGCAACAAGGAGGAGCUCUGACUGCUCUUCUAGACUGUGGGCAGAGUGGCCGGGGUUCCCCCGAGGCCCAGUCAGGCCUCCUGUUUCCUCAGAGCCUCAAACUCCCACAGACGUGUGACUGACAGAGACUGGGCAGGCCCUCACCAGGGCCGCACCAAAGCAAUCCUCGGGGCAUUUGAGGGCUGGGAUGACACGACUCCAUCAGUGGCCUUCCUCCCAUCUUGGUCCCUGGGUGCCAGGUGGCAGGGUCAGGAGAAGGGUCUCCUCCACCAGCUGAGCCCUGGCUUCCACAGCUGUCAUCUCCAAUAGACCACAAGCUGGAUCCUGGCUGUGGAGCAUUUCACAAGUGAAACCCAUCCUCAUCUUCAUAAGGGGUUGCAGCAGGUGCUGUAAAACAAAAGCUUAAUGUCCUCCACCAGGUCUUGGGCUGUGGGAUUAUUACCCCAAGACUACUGCUGAGGACCCCAGCCCAGGAGAUGUGGAGUCCCUCCCAGAGUGAUCAACCACAAGUGCCUGUGUGCAGGGGCCUCUUUCCCUGCUGCCUCACCCAUCCUGGUCCCUACUGUCAGCAUGGCUUGGACUUGGCAGCAGAACCUGGGGGCGGGAGGAGGUGGCCUGGCUUAUCUCUCGAGCACAGGGGCUGGCAUGGGGCAAACAGAUGCUCUCUGCAACACAUCAGGACUCCAGCAGGUUCCUGCCUGAGCAGCAGAACGCAGGUGCACAGAGUGCCCUGUCCCUAGGGUCACGCCACCGAGGAACCUGCAGCUCUGUGACCCUCCUGCACUCAGCCCCUGCCCAGUCCAGGUCAGUGAAGCUGCUUUUGUGCAAGGAAACAUUGGCAGAGGCUUUCGGAAGACACCUAGCUGUAAGCGCCUCUCCCUUGUUCUCCGUCACCAGGUGCGCUCCCCCCUCUGGGGCUUCGGUCUCACUUGGGCGUAAUCCACAGGAAAACAUUUGUGCACUGGGCAGUCACGGUGGCUUCUCAGAACCCAGGAUCAGGGGACUUGCUUUCUUACUAGUUGUCACCAGUUUUUCAAGGAUGCACUCAGAAUUCCAGGGACACUGAGCUUUCGAGACCCAAAUCCUGUUCCAGGAGCAUCUUCUUAGCUAGACACAGACCCACAGCCCCAUCUCGCUCUGGUUGCUUGCAGGGCUCCAGCAGGCUUAUCCUGCCGGGAGGAACUGUUGGCCCUCAAGCCCCACUUAUGAAAGUUUGCAAAGGCCAACAUUUCUCUAAGGGUUUCUCGUUAAUCCCGGGAUGUGGCACUCACUGUAUCUCAGAUAGAUUACAUGUGAACCCUAAUUGGAUGCCGUCAUCCCACCCUGUCUUUUCCAAAGCAUCUUUCAAAUGAAUCUUCCCAUCAGUACUCUGCCUGAGAUAGCAGCUCCUGUUCCACGCGUCUCGCCCACCCAGCUGGGGCUGGCUGAGCCACUUGUUCCACUAAAAUGGCGAGGCGCUGUGACAAGGAGCUGACUGAUGCCUGAGCAGGAGACAUCUGCUGCGUUUCUCUCCGUCCGCCAACCUGUCAGUGCCGUGAAAAUACCAGUCAGCCUUAUUUGUUUUUAAUAAGGCACAAUUCCAUUCUUGCUCAGUUCACUAGAGAAGCCUCCCCACGUUUUCUUUCUAUAUAAAUUAGUAGCUGAUUCCAAACAAGGAGGAUCAUGGCUGCACUAGGCGAGUCCCCAGGAGGACUCCAUCCUGGCAGACCCUCUUUUUUUUUUUUUUUUUUUUUUUUUUGAUUGAACUCAGACCCUUGCACUUGACAGGGAAGUGUUUAUUCCACUGAGCCAUCUCCCGGCCCCCAGACCCUCUUCUUACAUGCCCUCAGGUGCCACAGCUUCAGGGGUGCCAUCUUUGGGUGGCCUCCACCUCCUGCUGAGUUGGGUUCUUAUUUUUUUACUGUGUUGCCUCAGUUCCUUUUUUUGGCAAGUCUGGACUUGCCAGUAGCACAGCCCCUCUCCCAGCUGGACCUAGUUCCUGUUAAACCUUUUUUUUUUUUUUUUAAAUAUGCAAAGCUUCUGGUACAAAACAGAUAAGUCAGGGAGAUAAUCAGGAGGCCAGAAGGCAACUCUACUGUAAAUGAGAUGAUUUAAAUAAUCACCAACCAAUAAAAGAGAUUUAUAGAACUGCCUGAAAUGUUAGACCAACUGGUUAGUAACUUGGGAAAACUGUGUUUUGUUUUGUUUUUUUCAAGACAUGGUUUUGUGAUGCAGUUUAGGGUUGACCUUGAAAUCAUUUUGUAUGGACUGGGGAUAUAGCUCACUGGCACAAGCACCCGCCUGGCAAGUCCUGAGUUCAAUUCACAGCAACCCUUCUGCCUCCGCCUCCCAAGUCCUGGAAUUCUAGGUGUGUGCCGCUACAGCCAGCUUGUUUUCCUUUGGGACCCUAUUUCAUAUUAUGAAGGUAAUUUCAGAUAUGAUUUUUGAAGCCAUAUAGAAGGGAGUGUAGGAGGGGACCGUAGUCAAAGAAAGGACUUUCCAAGUUUCAGGCAACAGAAUUUUUUUUUUUUUUUUUUUUUUCUCGGAACCAGGGAUUGAACUCGGGCCCUUGGGCUUGCCAGGGAAGCUCCACUGAGCCAUCUCCCUGGUCCCCAGAAGAAUUUUCCCAGAGGAAAAUACUUAGCAUUUCCGGGCACACCCAUUCAACCCUUACUAAUUGACUAUUUUAGAGGGGGGAAAAAAAGGAAAA
Octodon degus (degu) is the source of this 5336-nucleotide messenger RNA. RefSeq names its product FAD dependent oxidoreductase domain containing 2 (gene Foxred2). Gene Ontology annotation, molecular function: flavin adenine dinucleotide binding; monooxygenase activity. The transcript is spliced from 8 exons. The coding region runs from base 620 to 2668 and encodes 682 amino acids. The record is from RefSeq and is a predicted model, not a curated record. Lineage: Eukaryota; Metazoa; Chordata; Mammalia; Rodentia; Octodontidae.